This is a messenger RNA of Triticum turgidum subsp. durum (durum wheat), 2766 nucleotides long. The record is from the annotation of a GenBank genome assembly. Lineage: Eukaryota; Viridiplantae; Streptophyta; Magnoliopsida; Poales; Poaceae.
AUGGCAAUGCCAAUCGUGAGCGCCGCGGCGGGGGUGAUGAACCCCCUCAUCAGCAAGCUCACCAUGCUGAUGGGAGAUGAGUACAAGAAGCUCAAAGGAGUGAGGAAGGAGGUGGCUUUUCUCAGGGACGAGCUCAGUGCCAUGAAUGCUGCCCUUGAGAAGCUGGAGUUCGUGGAAAAGCUCGAGCCAGAUACCAAGAACUGGAGGGACCAUGUCAGGGAGAUGGCCUACGACAUGGAGAACUGCAUCGAUGACUUCAUGCAGAAUAUUGGAGGUGCCGACGCCAGCGCCAGCUUCAUGAAGAGGACUGCUCGGCGCCUGAAGACAUUGCGUGCGCGUCACCGGAUUGCUGGCCAGAUCCAGGAGCUCAAGGCUCUUGCAGUAGAGGCAAAGGAACGGCAAAUAAGGUACAAGAUUGAUGGUUGUAAUACUAGUUGUGGCACUGUGGAUAUUGAUCCUCGGAUUUCAGCGAUCUACAAAGACGCUGCUGGACUUGUGGGUACUGAUGGCCCAAAGAAGGAGGUUGUCAGUUUGUUGGUAGACACCGACAACAAGCUCAAGGUGGUGUCCAUCGUGGGAUUUGGGGGACUGGGUAAAACUACACUUGCUAAUCAGGUAUAUGACGAUCUUAAAGAGCAGUUUGACUGUAAGGCAUUUAUUCCUGUCUCUCAAAAACCAGACAUGACUCGGCUUCUCAAUAGCCUAAGAUUAAAUCUUGGGAUAAAUGAGUCCUCUGGUAUUUGUGAGGUGCAAGACAUCAUCCGUCAACUUAGAGAACACCUUGCAAACAAGAGGUAUUUUGUUAUUGUCGAUGACUUGUGGGAUCAAGGAGCAUGGGAGAUUAUAAGAUGUGCCUUUCCAGAAAAUGGUAAUGGGAGUAGAGUAAUAGUAACCACACGAGUGGAAGCCGUUGCAAUCUCAGCAUGUUCUUGUCACUGUAAGCACAUUUACAGAAUGAAGCCCCUCAGCACUGAAGAUUCCAGAAGCUUAUUCAUGAAGAGAGUAUUUGGGUCUGAAAACAUGUGCCCGUCUAAUUAUGAAAAAGUUUCAACUGAAAUUCUGAAGAAGUGUGGCGGAUUACCACUUGCAAUUAUUACUAUAGCUAGCCUAUUGGCUUGUCGCCGAGAAAGAUCAAGGAAUGACUGGGAGAACAUACGGAAUUCUCUAGGUGCCCAGUUUGCUACAAACCCCACACUGAAAGAUAUGAGGAGUAUAUUAAACCUCAGCUAUAUGAAUCUUCCUCUUCAUCUCCGCACUUGUUUUCUUUACAUUGGUAUGUAUCCAGAAGACUAUGAGAUAAGGAGGGAUGAUCUAGUUCGAAAAUGGAUAGCCGAAGGCUUUAUCAGUAAUUUGCAUGGACCAAAUUUGGAGGAUGUUGGGAUAAGUUAUUUCAAUGAGCUAGUCAAUAGAAGCUUGAUUCAGCGUGUAAUGACCUACAAGGGAGUUUACUGCAAAGUACAUGAUAUGAUGCUAGAUUUGAUCCUAAGCAAGUGUGCAGAAGACAAUUUUAAUAGUGUGGCAUAUACUUCCGAAGACAUGACAAGACUCUGUAACUGCACGUACAAGAUUCGUCGGCUGUCCCUCAUCUCAAGUGUUGAUAGAAGAAAAAGGGAAACAGUAUCAUGGACAGUUUCAGGUAGCAUAUCGCAAGUUCGGUCAUUUGUGUGGUUCGGAGAUUGCAAGUUCAUACCUCGUCUUUCUCAGUUAAAGUAUAUCCGUGUGUUAUGCUUUGAACAAGAUUUAUAUGCGGAUUCAGAUCCCAAUUCAUGUCUCGACCUCACUGCUGUCAGCCAAUUGUUUCAUCUGAGGUAUUUGAGGGUUUCAGAGUAUGUGUAUGCAGAGCUUCCUGCUGAAAUUAAGGGGCUUGUGCAUUUGGAUACGUUGGAUGUCACGAAUGGAAGCAUCCCGUCAGACAUGGUGCACUUGCCCCGCUUGUCCUAUCUCAUAAUGAGUCGUUUUGACGGGCUACCUGAAAGGAUCGGGCUUAUGGAAUCUCUCCGCACACUAGAUGGUUUCGAACUGGUGGACAGCUCGCUGGAGGCUAUUAAGGGCCUCGGCAAGCUGACUAAUCUGAGAAACCUGACCCUUGUUAUGGGUGCAGAGUGCAGCACUUGCAAUCUGGAGAAGGCGAAGUGUGAUGCUUUGGCCUCUUCUAUUUGUAAGCUACGCAACCUCAAAUAUCUCGGGAUCACAGGCAUGAUUGAUGAUAAUUAUGACGUUCUAGGCUCAAUUUCAGAUCCUCCUGCCCUUAUCGAGGAAAUGUGCGUUGACAUGUGGGCGUUCUUGAGAGUUCCUAAAUGGAUCGGUGAUCUCCAUUGCCUGCAUACCCUGCAAUUACGUGUCAGGGAGAUGAAAAAUGAUGGGAUAACUAUUCUUGGAGAACUGCCAUCCCUCGUCGACCUCAGCCUUUCCUUUGAUAAAUGCUUUAAAGAAGAGGCUGUAAUCUUCGGCAAGGGCUUAUUCCAAGUUCUCGAGCGUCUUGGCUUCUACUCUAGGGAAGGUAUUACAACACAUGUGGGUUUCGAGGCAGGAGCUGUGCCCAAGCUACGAAAGCUCGAUCUGAAAGUCGACUGGCCACAGUGGGGCGGAGCUACACCAGUCGGCAUGGAGCACCUCUUGGAGCUCCAGCAAAUACGUUUAAUUGUAUCCCGCAUCAAGAAGGAAUCUUUUGAACAAGUGAAGCUCGUAGUCCAGUCUGCAUUUGGUAACGCCCUGCAACUGCUGCCAAGGCGUCCUUCGUUGGAUAUUGAAUGUUACUCCUGGUGA